AUGAAUAUCGAUAAAAAAACUCAAAAAUACGAUCGCCAGCUUCGCUUGUGGCAAGCAAGUGGACAAGCUGCAUUAGAAAACUCAAAGGUGUGUCUUAUUAAUGGAACUGCAACAGGAUGCGAGAUCCUUAAGGAUCUAGUCUUACCUGGUAUCGGAUCUUUUACUGUGGUCGACAAAAAAGAAGUUGAUGGCGCUGACGCUGGAACUUCUUUUUUCUUGGACGAGAAUAGAAUUGGUACAAACAGAGCUCAGGCUGUUACAGAAUUAUUACAAGAAUUAAAUGAAGAUGUGAAAGGAUUUUAUCUUGCAGAGGAUCCUAUUUCUCUUAUCGAGAAUAGGCUAGAUUAUUUCUUACAAUUCACAGUUGUGAUAGCCACUGAUAUUCCAGAAAAACCACUUCUAAAAUUAUCAGAGGCUUUAUGGAACGCUAAUAUCCCACUUUUUAUUGUACGUACUAUUGGAUUUAUUGGAUAUCUACGUGUUGUGUAUCCGGAACAUACUGUCGUAGAGACACAUCCGGAUAGUAUUAUUGAUCUUCGGCUUGAUGUGCCUUUUUCAGCCCUGGAACAAUAUGCUAAAACCUCUGACUUUGAUUCUAUGGACAAUAUGGAUCAUGGGCACAUUCCUUAUGUAGUAAUUUUGCUGAAAUAUUUGGAUCAAUGGAAAAAAGAUCAUAAUGGCCAGUUGCCAAGUACUUCUGCAGAAAAGAAACAAUUCAAACAACUUAUCGAAGGCUGUAGGCGGAAUGCCGAUGAAGAAAACUUUGCUGAAGCGUUGGCUAACGCAUGGAGAGCUUUUACUGCUACUAAAGUAUCGCAUCAAGUUCAAGAAAUAUUUAAUGAUCCAGCAUGUGAAACUAUAAAUGCAAAUUCUUCUAGUUUCUGGAUUCUUGCACGUGCUGUCCGUGAUUUCGUUGCGAAUGAAGGUCAAGGGUUAUUGCCUUUGGCUGGAAGUGUUCCUGAUAUGAAAGCCGAUACUUCUCGAUAUGUCUCAUUGCAAACCAUUUAUCGUCAAAAGGCUAAAGCAGAUAUCGCUAUAGUUCGUUCGCAUGUUAAUAAGAUUUUGAAUUCUAUCGGAAGAUCAAGUGAUUUCAUUCAUGAUGACGAAGUUGAUAGUUUUUGCAAGCAUGCAGCUUUCAUUCAGGUAAUUCGAUAUAGGUCACUGAAAGAAGAAUAUAUAAGUGAUCCAAAAAAAGCUGAUAUUGACAGAUGGUUGCAAGACCCACAAGAUAAUAUCGUUCAUUACAUUCUUAUUCGAGCAAUAGAUAGGUUUUAUGAAGCUAAUAACCGUUAUCCUGAUGCGGCCACUUUCUUCAUUGAAGGAGACUCUGAAGAAGCUACUGAAGAGUCAAAGUCCGAGUUCGAGUUAUUAAAAACUUACGUUAACAUUUUGUUAUCAGAAUGGCAGAUCACAAAUAUCCCAGAUCAUCUGGAUGAUUAUAUCCAUGAAAUAUGUCGCGCUGGAGGAUCUGAAUUAGCGAAUAUGGCUGCGUUACUUGGUGGUUUAGUGUCUCAAGAAAUAAUCAAACAUAUUACUCGACAAUAUAUCCCUCUAAAUAACACUAGUAUAUUUGACGGAGUUAAGUCAACCUCGUCGACGUAUAUAUUAUAG
Molecule: messenger RNA, 1611 nt
Organism: Dentiscutata erythropus
Lineage: Eukaryota; Fungi; Glomeromycota; Glomeromycetes; Diversisporales; Gigasporaceae
Source: the annotation of a GenBank genome assembly